This is a messenger RNA of Poecilia reticulata (guppy), 2300 nucleotides long. Lineage: Eukaryota; Metazoa; Chordata; Actinopteri; Cyprinodontiformes; Poeciliidae. The record is from RefSeq and is a predicted model, not a curated record.
ACAAACAGAAGAAAAGAAAAAGAGUGGCAGGGGGCGGGGUUUCACUGCAGGCAAAAAUCCUCAAAGGCUCAGUCGUUGUUCCCAGUGUAAAAGACAAAUUAGGACCACUUUCAUGCGUGUAUAUUCUGUGAAAAGGACAGACAAGCCUCACGAAAGUAGCAAGCAUGGAAUCAGGCGAAGACCAAAACACAAGCAGCACAAACGGAAACCCUCAGACGAGCGGGAACUCCCGGGCACCCCAGAUCGCCCGCAUGUCUUUGUAUGAGAGACAAGCUGUACAGGCUCUCCAAGCUCUGCAGAGACAACCUAAUGCAGCCCAGUACUUCCAGCAGCUCAUGCUGCAGCAGCAGAUCAACACGGCCCAACUACAAAACUUUGCUGUGCAACAGGCCACACUGGCAGCUAGCCGCCAGUCCAAUACACCAAGUAACAGCAUUUCCCCGGCUCCCACCACUGUUAAUUUAAGCACUACAUCUGCCGGUGGGACUAUGAGCAGUCCUCGUCCACACGGUCCGGCUACGUCUGCAACAACAACGGCUCUCAACCAGUCAGUGCUGUUGGGUGGAAACUCUGCAGGACAGGGGCAGAUGUAUCUCAGGGUGAACCGCUCUCUAAGGAAUCCGCUUACCUCUCAGCUCAUCUUCAUGCCCGGCGGGACAACCGCCGCCGUAGCGACGGUAGCUCAGACACAAACACAACCCCAGCAGCAGCAACAGCAUGACACUGCUUCCACCACUACAUGUGCCCAGGCUGACAACGACCAGGUGCAGAACCUGGCUCUACACUGUGCCUCUAACGCCAAAGCCGUCGCUGUAAAGGCUGAAAAUGCAGAGAGGAAGGAUGCCGGCAGCUUUCCUCUCGCUCAGCAGCAGCAGCAGACUUUCUCUCAGCAGCAGCAGAUGGCUAAAGCCGGCUUUAACCAGCCGUCUGCCUCCAGCACUCUGACUGUGAAGGCUGGGAACCAGGCUGCCAUGACUGUGGCCCCUGCAGCCACUGUGGCCCCGUCCUCCUCUUCCUCAUCCCCAGCGCUCCCCCUCUCUCAGCUCCUCCUGGCCCCGUCUUCUCCCGUCAUCCUGGUGCCCACUUCAAAUGUCACUACCUCCACCCAGGGCUACCCAAUCGGUUCUGUGGCCCCGAAGGCCAGCAUGAACCCACAGACUCUGGUGGUGCAGCCCCUUCAGCAGGCCAACGCUAACAUGGAAAAGGGUCUCGUCCCCAUACAGCCCAAGACGGCUCAGGGACACCGUUUACCCAUUCAGCUGUCGCCUCGGCAGCCGCCUCCCAUACUGCCAGCGCCACCAAGCAACAGUCAGGCUAACGCCGGGGGUCAUAACCCUCCACACAUCCCGGUCCAGCUGGUGGGAGCCAGGCAGGGCUUGGCAGGAAAUGCACAAGCUGUGGCUUUGGCUCAGGCGCGGAGCAACGCGGCUCUGGAGAGUCCGUCUGGUGCGGCGGUUAGCUCAGUCCCCAGCAAUGCUGCCAUGGCAAAGCCGUUGGUCGGCUCUCUGAAGAGAAAGUCUGAGAGUGAUGCACCAAAUGAGACGUCGGAAGCAUCAGAUUCUGCCCCCAUGAAGGAUGCAGCUCCUCCUUUAUCUCCUGCCCCCACAAAGGACUCGGCGCCCGCUGUAGACGCCACGUUCUCCGCGCCCCCGACCUUGUCCUUGCCUCUGCCCUUGUCCAGAGGCGGCCAUGGGGACAAAGUUCCUCAGGCCGUGGUCAAACCUCAAGUCCUCACUCAUCUCAUCGAGGGCUUUGUUAUUCAAGAGGGAGCCGAGCCCUUCCCUGUUGCUGGGCUGCUCAAAGACAGAGACUUUGCUCUGGUUGGCCGCACAGAGAACGGUCCUCCAUUGUUGAAAUGUGAGUACUGUGGAUGCUUUGCUCCCGCCAGCCAGUUCAGGGGAUCAAAGCGGUUCUGUUCAAACACUUGUGCAAAGAGGUAUAACGUAAGCUGCAGCCAGCACUACAAGUCCAGCAGAGGGCGGAGCGGUGGGGGGCCGCCGCUACAUCCAAACCCCUCAGAAAACUCUGCUAAACGCAGAGGUCCUUCCCGAAGGGGGAGUUCAAAUAGCACCUACAGUAAAGUAUCGAGCAAGCAUCUUUCUGUCAAGGUAAGAUUUUUUUUUGUUUUGUUUUUUUCUUGCUACUUUUAAAUGAAACAAAAGCAAAGUCAUAUUUCACAUUUUGAAGCACCAAAUUAUUUUUAGAAAUCUAUAUAUCAUAGGAAAAGCUUUCCAUUCUAGAUCUAUUAGACUAGCGGUUCUCAACGUGGGCGGUGCCGCCCCCCAGGGGGCGUUCAGAGG